CUUGUAUCAUGAACACGAGACUUAAGAGUACAUUGUUCUUCAUGGAAAUUAAAUAACGCUUUCUUGAACGACCAAUAAGGAGCGCCCACGAUUCAAGCUUUGACGAUGUACCACGAUCAGACCACGAUAUACUAAUGUUUGUAUCACGUCCAUCAGAAAUGGCAGGGUUAAAAUUGAAAAAAGUGUUUUUCAUUAAUUUAACGACAUAUGUUAUGUUAUCAAUAGCUGGGAGAGAUUUUUAUAAUAUCUUGGGUUUGUCACGUGGUGCAAGUACACACGAAAUAAAGAAAGCUUAUAGACAGUUAGCAAAAGAAUUGCAUCCUGAUAAGAACAAGGAUGAUCCGGAUGCCUCUCAAAAAUUUCAAGAUCUAGGAGCAGCUUAUGAAAUACUGUCAGAUCCUGACAAAAGAGCAAUGUAUGAUAGAUGUGGAGAGGAAUGUUUAAAAAAGGAUAGCAUGAUGAAUAAUAAUGUUGAUCCUUUCCAAAGUAUCUUUGGUGACUUUAAUUUUCAUUUUGGUGGAGAGUCACAUAAAGAACAGGACACUGCUAGAGGUUCAAAUGUUGUAAUGGACUUGUAUGUUACUUUAGAAGAAUUAUAUAGUGGUCAUUUUAUUGAGAUUACAAGAAAUAAACCAGUUAUAAAAGCAGCAAAAGGGACAAGAAAAUGUAACUGUAGGCAAGAAGUAGUUACUCGCAAUUUAGGAAGUGGUAGAUACCAAAUGAUGCAACAAACAGUGUGUUCAGAAUGCCCAAAUGUUAAGUUUGUAAAUGAAGAACGCUUAUUAGAUGUAGAAGUAGAACCAGGAAUGGUAGAUGGCCAAGAAAUCAAGUUUACCGCAGAAGGAGAACCACAUAUUGAUGGAGAACCAGGAGAUCUGAUAUUAAAGAUACGAACUUUGCCUCAUGCUAUUUUUGAAAGAAAAAGAGAGGAUUUGUACACAAACGUUACGAUAUCUCUGCAAGAUGCUCUCAUAGGUUUCACAAUGGAUAUAACACAUUUAGAUGGUCAUAAAGUAACCAUUCAAAGGGAUAAAAUUACUAAACCUGGUGCCCGUAUUCGGAAAAAAAAUGAAGGAAUGCCUAACUAUGAAAAUAACAAUCUUUAUGGAAAUUUGUACGUUACCUUUGAUAUUGCAUUCCCUGAUACUGAGUUUACACCUGAACAAAUAGAAGACAUAAAGAAAUUAUUACAGCAGAAAUCUGUAAAUCGAAUAUAUAACGGGCUACGAAGUAAUUAAAUAUUUAAAUAUAGCAAUGACAUAUUUAUGUAUAUGUACAAAGUGAAUACAAGAAGAGUGAUUGGAAUGUAUGUCUUGAUUAUUAUGUAUGUUUGUAUAAUAGAAGGAAUACUCUUGCUUCCUUACUAAAGAAUGUCAACAGGUUUGGUAAUCGAAUUGUUUAGGCUUGAAAUAAAUUAAACACACACAAACUAUUUAUACAUACAUACAUGUAUACAUACAUAUGUAAUAUUCACCAGUUUGUUCAGUAUAUAUUCAAAUUUGUGUUUCACAAUGAUAUCACGUAGUGCGUUAUUUUUCGAUUUUUUUCGAUUUUUCGAUACCCUGAUAUCUAUGAUAUAUAGUAAAUGAUGAAAAAAUAAUUGAUACUAGAGAAGAACAAAAACCGUUUACUCAUUUCUAGCCGUUAUUUUAUCUAAAUAUAUAAAAUUAAAAUAUAUAUGCAGUAGCAUAUGUAAAAGACUGGUUAAGUUUGGUUUUUAUUUGAGUUAUAUAUAUAAUGAAUAAUAAACAAUUU
Pseudomyrmex gracilis is the source of this 1755-nucleotide messenger RNA. RefSeq names its product dnaJ homolog shv (gene shv). Gene Ontology annotation, biological process: protein maturation; protein folding. The record is from RefSeq and is a predicted model, not a curated record. NCBI's taxonomy places the organism in Eukaryota, Metazoa, Arthropoda, Insecta, Hymenoptera, Formicidae. Bases 135 to 1238 code for a protein of 367 amino acids. Gene Ontology annotation, molecular function: misfolded protein binding. The transcript is spliced from 5 exons. Gene Ontology annotation, cellular component: endoplasmic reticulum.